AUGUCAAUCUACUUGUGGCACGGGAUCUCCGCGCCGCUGGAGGGCACUGCGUGUCUGUGCCUGCUGGCGUCCUUGAACAGCGAGUUCAAUCGCCCCAAUAGCUUGCUGUCCGCCACGGAUCUGCAGUCGCCAGCGGCCCCCUUCAUCGCAUGCUCAUACUUCCACCUACGGCUCUUCAUACGCUCUCUUGAAGCGCUGAUCGGGCCCGCCGCAUUCUUCGCCCCUCCCAGUCGCAGGCGCACACUACAGUACGAAGAAAUCGGAGACGUCUCCCUUGUGUCUCCCUUGACAGUGACGGCACUGGCCCAG
This is a messenger RNA of Monoraphidium neglectum, 309 nucleotides long. RefSeq lists its product as hypothetical. The transcript has a single exon. Lineage: Eukaryota; Viridiplantae; Chlorophyta; Chlorophyceae; Sphaeropleales; Selenastraceae. The record is from RefSeq and is a predicted model, not a curated record. The annotation marks the transcript as partial.